Messenger RNA from Oryctolagus cuniculus (rabbit), 8435 nucleotides. It is a transcript of the gene SPTBN2, whose product is annotated as spectrin beta, non-erythrocytic 2. Gene Ontology annotation, molecular function: phospholipid binding; structural constituent of cytoskeleton; actin binding. NCBI's taxonomy places the organism in Eukaryota, Metazoa, Chordata, Mammalia, Lagomorpha, Leporidae. Gene Ontology annotation, cellular component: spectrin. The record is from RefSeq and is a predicted model, not a curated record.
CAAAAGGCUGAAGUCCGCGGAGAGGUGGGAAGGGAAGCCGGCAGGUGCACCGGCAGUGGGGUGCAUCGCAGGGAAGGGGCUGGCUCUGGAGGCGGCGAUGACACAUGCGACCCCUGUGUCUGGAUGAGAGACCACAGGCAAACGCCUCUCAAGGCGCCUAGAUCUGCCUUUCCCGGUUUUUCUUCCUCCGCUUCCUAAGCUGGGGAUCGGAGCCUGUGUCCCGGGGAGGCGCCAGCCCCGCCCCGCCUGCAAACCUUCGGGAAGUGGGAGAUGGCUUGGGACCCCUCUCCCAGGUCUUCUGCCCUCUUGGACAGCUCGGGGCCCCAAAGGGCGGGACUCCGGGCGCUGGCGGGUCCUUUCCGCCCGCGCAGGGCCGGGCCCUCGCCCCAGCCAGGCUCCGCCUCCCACCCCUCCCCCGCACCGUCCGACCUGUUUGUCUGGAGCCGCCUCCGUCUCCCCUCGCCGCCGCCAGGUGUGCAGCGCUCACUUGUCCCGGGAGCCCGGACGUCCCGUAACUCUGCCAGCCCGCGCUCCUCGAAACCCCCACCUCCCUGGAGCCCCCGCCCUGCCGUGCGCCUCGGGGAGGGGACGCUGGCCACGGCGCAGGGAGCAUGGACUCGGGGCCGCGGGCGCUGUAGCAGACAGCGGGCACCAUGAAUGGGAACGGGGUGAACAGGGGGCCCGGGCACGGCCUGAACGGGGCCAGCGAGUUUUACUACGACGCCGUGGAAGGGGCCCAGAACCCCGGGGGCCUCCCGCUGUCGCCGGCCGCGUUCAUCAACCCGGCUCAGUACGCCAGCGUGCUCGAGGGGCGCUUCAAGCAGCUGCAAGAUGAGCGAGAAGCCGUGCAGAAGAAAACCUUCACCAAGUGGGUGAACUCGCACCUGGCCCGGGUGACGUGCCGGGUGGGAGACCUGUACAGCGACCUCCGGGAUGGGCGCAACCUCCUGCGGCUCCUCGAGGUGCUCUCUGGGGAGACACUGCCGAAGCCCACCAAGGGCCGCAUGCGGAUCCACUGCCUGGAGAACGUGGACAAGGCGCUGCAGUUCCUGAAGGAGCAAAAGGUGCACUUGGAAAACAUGGGCUCCCACGACAUCGUCGACGGCAACCACCGCCUGACGCUCGGGCUGGUCUGGACCAUCAUCCUGCGCUUCCAGAUCCAGGACAUCAGCGUGGAGACAGAGGACAGCAAGGAGAAGAAGUCAGCCAAGGACGCCCUGCUGCUGUGGUGCCAGAUGAAGACCGCGGGGUACCCCAAUGUCAACGUGCACAAUUUCACCACGAGCUGGAGGGACGGGCUGGCCUUCAACGCUAUCGUGCACAAACACCGGCCAGACCUGCUGGAUUUUGAGUCCCUGAAGAAGUGCAACGCACACUACAACCUGCAGAACGCUUUCAACCUGGCUGAGAAGGAGCUGGGGCUCACCAAGCUGCUGGAUCCUGAAGACGUGAACGUGGAUCAGCCUGAUGAGAAAUCCAUCAUCACCUACGUGGCUACCUACUACCACUACUUCUCCAAGAUGAAGGCCCUGGCUGUGGAAGGCAAAAGAAUUGGCAAGGUGCUGGACCACGCCAUGGAGGCCGAGCGCCUGGUGGAGAAGUACGAGUCCCUGGCCUCUGAACUGCUGCAGUGGAUCGAGCAGAUGAUCGUGACCCUCAAUGACCGCCAGCUGGCCAACUCCCUGAGCGGGGUCCAGAACCAGCUGCAGUCCUUCAAUUCCUACCGCACUGUGGAGAAGCCGCCCAAGUUCACUGAGAAGGGGAACUUGGAGGUGCUGCUGUUUACCGUCCAGAGCAAGCUGCGGGCCAACAACCAGAAGGUGUACACGCCCCGCGAGGGCCGGCUCAUCUCCGACAUCAACAAGGCCUGGGAGCGGCUGGAGAAAGCAGAACACGAGCGGGAGCUGGCCCUGCGCACGGAGCUGAUCCGCCAGGAGAAGCUGGAGCAGCUGGCCGCCCGCUUCGACCGGAAGGCCGCCAUGCGGGAGACCUGGCUCAGCGAGAACCAGCGCCUGGUGUCGCAGGACAACUUUGGGCUGGAGCUGGCGGCGGUCGAGGCCGCGGUGCGGAAGCAUGAGGCCAUCGAGACGGACAUCGUGGCCUACAGCGGCCGGGUGCAGGCGGUGGACGCCGUGGCCGCCGAGCUGGCCGCCGAGCGCUACCACGACAUCAAGCGCAUCGCCGCCCGGCAGCACAACGUGGCGCGGCUCUGGGACUUCCUGCGGGAGAUGGUGGCCGCCCGGCGAGAGCGGCUCCUGCUCAACCUGGAGCUGCAGAAGGUGUUCCAAGACCUGCUCUACCUCAUGGACUGGAUGGAAGAGAUGAAGGGCCGGCUGCAGUCCCAAGACCUGGGCAAGCACCUGGCGGGAGUGGAGGACCUGCUGCAGCUGCACGAGCUGGUGGAGGCGGACAUCGCCGUGCAGGCCGAGAGGGUGCGCGCCGUCAGCGCCUCCGCGCUGCGCUUCUGCACCCCGGGGAAGGAGUACAGACCCUGUGACCCGCAGCUGGUGCAGGAGCGAGUGGCGACCCUGGAACAGAGCUACGAGGCGCUGUGCGAGCUGGCGGCCGCCCGGCGGGCCCGCCUGCAGGAGUCGCGGCGCCUCUGGCGGUUCCUCUGGGAGGUGGGCGAGGCCGAGGCCUGGGUGCGGGAGCAGCAGCACCUCCUGGCCUCCGCCGAGACGGGCCGCGACCUGACCGGCGUCCUCCGCCUGCUCAACAAGCACGCGGCCCUGCGGGGCGAGAUGAGCGGCCGCCUGGGGCCCCUGAAACUCACCCUGGAGCAGGGCCAGCAGCUGGUGGCCGAGGGCCACCCCGGAGCCGGUCAGGCUGCAGCCCGCGCGGCCGAGCUCCAGGCCCAGUGGGAGCGGCUGGAGGCCCUGGCUGAGGAGCGCGCCCAGCGGCUCUCGCAGGCCGCCGGCCUCUACCAGUUCCAGGCAGACGCAAACGACAUGGAGGCCUGGCUGGUGGAUGCUCUGCGCCUGGUGUCCAGCCCCGAGGUGGGGCACGAUGAGUUCUCCACCCAAGCCCUGGCCAGGCAGCACCGGGCCCUGGAAGAGGAGAUCCGAGGCCACCGGCCCACGCUGGAUGCACUGAAGGAGCAGGCGGCGGCCCUGCCUGCCGCGCUGAGCCGCACGCCCGAGGUGCAGGGCAGGGUGCCCGCCCUGGAGCAGCACUACCAGGAGCUGCAGGCCCGGGCAGGCGAGCGCGCGCGCGCCCUGGAAGCAGCCCUGGCGCUCUACACCAUGCUCAGCGAGGCCGGGGCCUGCGGGCUCUGGGUGGAGGAGAAGGAGCAGUGGCUCAACGGGCUGGCCCUGCCUGAGCGCCUGGAGGACCUGGAGGUGGUGCAGCAGAGGUUCGAGACCCUGGAGCCGGAGAUGAACGCCCUGGCGGCGCGCAUCACCGCGGUGAAUGACAUUGCGGGGCAGCUGCUGGCCGCCAACCCGCCGGGCAAGGACCGCAUCGUCAGCACCCAGGAGCAGCUCAACCGCAGGUGGCAGCAGUUUCGGGCCCUGGCAGACGGCAAGAAGGCGGCGCUCACGUCGGCCCUGAGCAUCCAAAACUACCACCUGGAGUGCACCGAGACCCGGGCCUGGAUGAGAGAAAAGACCAAGGUCAUCGAGUCCACCCAGGGGCUGGGCAACGACCUGGCUGGGGUGCUGGCCCUGCAGCGGAAGCUGGCGGGCACCGAGCGGGACCUGGAGGCCAUCGCUGCCCGCGUCGGAGAACUGACCAGAGAGGCGAACGCCCUGGCCGCCGGCCAUCCAGCCCAAGCCUCCGCCAUCAACGCCCGCCUCGCAGAGGUGCAGACGGGCUGGGAGGACCUCAGGGCCACCAUGCGGCGUCGCGAGGAGUCGCUGGGUGAGGCGCGGCGGCUGCAGGACUUCCUGCGCAGCUUGGAUGACUUCCAGGCCUGGCUCGGCCGCACGCAGACCGCCGUGGCCUCCGAAGAAGGGCCGGCCACCCUGCCCGAGGCCGAGGCGCUCCUGGCCCAACACGCAGCGCUGCGGGGAGAGGUGGAGCGGGCCCGGGGCGAGUACAGCCGGCUGCGGACCCUGGGCGAGGAGGUGACCCGAGACCAGGCCGACCCCCAGUGCCUCUUCCUGCGACAGCGGCUGGAAGCCCUAGGAACCGGCUGGGAGGAGCUGGGCCGCAUGUGGGAGAGCCGGCAAGGCCGCCUGGCCCAGGCCCACGGCUUCCAGGGGUUCCUGCGGGAUGCUCGCCAGGCGGAGGGUGUGCUCAGCAGCCAGGAAUACGUUUUGUCGCACGCGGAGAUGCCGGGCACGCUGCAGGCCGCCGACGCCGCCAUCAAAAAGCUGGAAGACUUCAUGAGCACCAUGGACGCCAGCGGGGAGCGGAUCCGCGGGCUCCUGGAGGCCGGGCGCCAGCUGGUGUCCGAGGGCAACAUCCAUGCGGAGAAGAUCCGGGAGAAGGCAGACUCCAUCGAGAAGAGACACAGGAAGAACCAAGAAGCAGCGCAGCAGCUCUUGAGCCGCCUGCGGGACAACCGAGAGCAGCAGCGCUUCCUGCAGGACUGCCACGAGCUGAAGCUCUGGAUCGACGAGAAGAUGCUGACGGCCCAGGACGUGUCCUACGACGAAGCCCGCAACCUGCACACCAAGUGGCAGAAGCACCAGGCGUUCAUGGCCGAGCUGGCCGCCAACAAGGAUUGGCUGGACAAGGUGGACAAGGAAGGGCGGGAGCUGACCCUGGAGAAACCGGAGCUGAAGGCCCUGGUGUCGGAGAAGCUGGCCGACCUGCACAGGCGCUGGGACGAGCUGGAGACCACCACCCAGGCCAAGGCCCGCAGCCUCUUUGAUGCCAACCGAGCUGAGUUGUUUGCCCAAAGCUGUUCCGCCCUGGAGAGCUGGCUGGAGAGCCUGCAGGCCCAGCUGCACUCGGACGACUACGGCAAGGACCUCACCAGCGUCAACAUCCUGCUCAAGAAGCAGCAGAUGCUGGAGCGGGAGAUGGCCGUGCGGGAGAAAGAGGUGGAGGCCAUCCAGGCCCAGGCCAAAGCGCUCGCCCAGGAAGACCAGGGCGCAGGGGAAGUGGAGAGGACCUCCCGGGCCGUGGAGGAGAAGUUCAAGGCCCUGUGCCAGCCCAUGAGGGAACGCUGCCGGCGCCUGCAGGCCUCUCGCGAGCAGCACCAGUUCCACCGCGACGUGGAGGACGAGAUCUUGUGGGUGACAGAGCGGCUCCCGAUGGCGAGCUCCAUGGAACACGGCAAAGACCUGCCCAGCGUCCAGCUCCUUAUGAAGAAAAACCAGACCCUGCAGAAGGAGAUCCAGGGCCACGAGCCGCGGAUUGCAGACCUGACGGAGCGGCAGCGAGCUCUGGGCACCGCGGCGGCCGGCCCUGAGCUGGCUGAGCUGCAGGAAAUGUGGACGCGCCUGAGCCGCGAGCUGGAGCUACGCAGAAAGCGGCUGGAGGAGGCCCUGCGGGCUCAGCAGUUCUACCGGGAUGCCGCCGAGGCCGAGGCCUGGAUGGGCGAGCAGGAGCUGCACAUGAUGGGCCAGGAGAAAGCCAAGGAUGAGCCGAGCGCCCAAGCGGAGGUCAAGAAGCAUCAGGUGCUGGAGCAAGCCCUGGCCGACUACGCCCAGACCAUCCACCAGCUGGCAGCCAGCAGCCAAGACAUGAUCAACCAGGACCACCCCGAGAGCACGCGGCUGUCGAUCCGCCAAGCCCAGGUGGACAAGCUGUACGCCAGCCUGAAGGAGCUGGCGGGCGAGCGGCGGCAGCGCCUGCAGGAGCACCUGCGGCUGUGCCAGCUGCGCCGCGAGCUGGACGACCUGGAGCAGUGGAUCCAGGAGCGGGAGGUGGUGGCGGCCUCCCACGAGCUGGGCCAGGACUACGAGCACGUGACCAUGCUCCGGGACAAAUUCCGUGAGUUCUCCCGCGACACGAGCACCAUUGGCCAGGAGCGCGUGGACAGCGCCAACACGCUGGCCAACGGGCUCAUUGCCGGGGGCCACGCGGCGCGGGCCACCGUGGCAGAGUGGAAGGACAGCCUGAACGAGGCCUGGGCCGACCUGCUGGAGCUGCUGGACACGCGCGGUCAGGUGCUGGCCGCUGCCUACGAGCUGCAGCGCUUCCUGCACGGGGCUCGCCAGGCCCUGGCGCGGGUGCAGCACAAGCAGCAGCAGCUGCCCGACGGCACCGGCCGCGACCUCAACGCGGCCGAAGCCCUGCAGCGCCGGCACUGCGCCUACGAGCACGACAUCCAGGCCCUCAGCGCCCAGGUCCAGCAGGUGCAGGAUGACGGGCUCCGGCUGCAGAAAGCCUACGCCGGAGACAAAGCCGAGGAGAUCGGCCGGCACAUGCAGGCGGUGGCCGAGGCCUGGGCGCAGCUCCAGGGGAGCUCGGCCGCCCGCCGCCAGCUGCUGCUGGACACUACCGACAAGUUCCGCUUCUUCAAGGCCGUGCGGGAGUUGAUGCUCUGGAUGGAUGGGGUUAACCUGCAGAUGGACGCCCAGGAGCGGCCCCGGGACGUGUCCUCCGCGGAUCUGGUUAUCAAGAACCAGCAAGGCAUCAAGGCGGAGAUAGAGGCCAGAGCCGACCGCUUCUCGUCCUGUAUCGACAUGGGGCAGGAGCUGCUGGCCAGGAGCCACUACGCGGCGGAGGAGAUCUCGGAGAAGCUGUCCCAGCUGCAGGCCCGGCGCCAGGAGACGGCUGACAAGUGGCAGGAGAAGAUGGACUGGCUUCAGCUCGUUCUGGAGGUGCUCAUGUUUGGGAGAGACGCGGGGAUGGCAGAGGCCUGGCUGUGCAGCCAGGAGCCCCUGGUGCGGAGCGCGGAGCUGGGCUGUACGGUCGACGAGGUCGAGAGCCUCAUCAAGCGGCACGAAGCCUUCCAGAAGUCGGCGGUGGCCUGGGAGGAGCGCUUCAGCGCACUGGAGAAGCUCACGGCGCUGGAGGAGCGAGAGAAGAAGAGGAAGCAGGAGGAGGAGGAACGGCGGAAGCGGCCCCCUGCCGCCGAGCACCCGACAGGUCUGCCCACCGAGAGCCUGGGGGACGGCCAGACGCCUGCCGACGCUGCCUGGGACCGAGCUCAGCCGCAGCCGCCAGCACCCACACAGGCGCCCAGCGUGAACGGGGUCUGCACGGACGCCGAAGCCUCACAGCCCCUGUUGGCACAGCAGAGACUGGAGCCGGGCAGCUUCCCGGUAGGCCCUGGGGCUGGCGCGGGGGAUGAAGUCAACGGGCUGCAGGGAGAGCAGCAGGCCCGGCCCCGCGGCCCGGCCGCGCCCACACUGCCCCAGAGCAGGUCGUCGGAGGCCGCGCAGGCGGCCACCCUGCCGGCUCGUGGCCCGGAGCUCUCGGCCCAGGAGCAGAUGGAAGGCAUGCUAUGUCGCAAGCAGGAGAUGGAGGCCUUCGGCAAGAAGGCGGCCAACAGGUCCUGGCAGAACGUGUACUGUGUCCUGCGGCGCGGGAGCCUGGGCUUCUACAAGGACGCGAAGGCGGCCGGUGCGGGAGUGCCGUACCAUGGGGAAGUGCCCGUCAGCCUGGCCAGGGCCCAGGGCAGCGUGGCCUUUGACUACCGGAAGCGCAAGCAUGUCUUCAAGCUGGGCUUACAGGAUGGAAAAGAGUAUUUAUUCCAGGCCAAGGAUGAGGCGGAGAUGAGCUCGUGGCUGCGCGUGGUGAACGCGGCCAUUGCCGCCGCCUCCUCGGCCUCUGGAGAGCCGGAGGAGCCAGCAGCGCCCAGCGGCACUCGAGGCAUGACCCGGGCCAUGACCAUGCCCCCCGUGUCCCCGGCCGGGGCCGAGGGGCCCGUCGUGCUGCGCGGCAAGGAUGGCCGAGAACGAGAGCGAGAGAAGCGUUUCAGCUUCUUCAAGAAGAACAAGUAGCUGAGGGCAGGCGAGAUCCCGCCAGGCCAGCUCCCCUCCGCGUUCAGGAAACUGCCAGGACUGUCGACAGGGACCGCCCUCUCGUCAGGACAACUGCCUGCUGCUAGGGUUCGUUGCCAAGGCCAGCCCACCACCAGGGACUGUCACUUGGGACAAGCCCGUGUUCCCAGGAGCAGCCCUCUUCCGCUGUUUGACUCCAGACUGGUGGUGGGACCCAGGCAGCCCCCAAUCCUCCCUCCCACUCGCCCCUCUUCCCUCCGGCCCCACCUUAUGCCUCCACCCCCGCUGCCAUGCGGAUGACAUAGGCCACGGGGCAGGGGGCCGUGCGCCCCGGCCUCGCCACCCUUCUCCCACCACAGCUCCGGCAAGCCAUCCGCCACCCAGCUCCCUGCCCCUGGGGACCGGCCAGGACCCUCCCAGAGCUGAAGCAGGACCUGGGGGCGGGAGUGCCAGGUGACAGAGCCAGGGGAGUCCAGGUGCGCCCCUCCCCGCCCCUCCCCCUCGGACUCGAGUGGCCACUCCGUGUCUGGCUGCUGUCAGUGGCCUGCAGCCUUGAGUCUGGCCGAGGAGGGGAUUAAACAGCUCAGCCGCUUC